This is a messenger RNA of Emys orbicularis (European pond turtle), 1827 nucleotides long. It is a transcript of the gene KATNA1, whose product is annotated as katanin catalytic subunit A1. Gene Ontology annotation, molecular function: ATP binding; microtubule binding; microtubule severing ATPase activity. The record is from RefSeq and is a predicted model, not a curated record. Bases 164 to 1681 code for a protein of 505 amino acids. Lineage: Eukaryota; Metazoa; Chordata; Testudines; Emydidae. Gene Ontology annotation, cellular component: microtubule cytoskeleton. Gene Ontology annotation, biological process: microtubule severing. The transcript is spliced from 12 exons.
GGGAGGGGGCGCGCGCGCGCGCGAGAGAGAGUGGUGGCGCCGUUACGGAGCUGACGGUGCGCGCUGGAGACGAAGGGAUCUAUCUGCAUGAGAAGUCAAGAAGGAAGGAAAUAGCAGAGGAGAAUAAUUAGAAUGCUCCCAUAAGCCUCUCUUCUAAGGUGGAAUGCUACUUUUGUUAAAUACAGACAAGCUUAUGUUGAGUAUGAGUCUUGUUAUGAUUAGCGAGAAUGUAAAACUGGCCCGUGAAUAUGCGCUGCUGGGAAACUAUGAUUCUGCAAUGGUCUACUACCAAGGAGUACUUGACCAAAUGAAUAAAUACCUCUGCUCUGUCAAAGAUACAUAUCUGCAACAGAAAUGGCAACAGGUUUGGCAGGAGAUAAGUGUGGAAGCUAAGCACGUGAAGGAUAUAAUGAAAACACUGGAAAGCUUUAAAUUAGAUUGCACUCCCUUGAAAGCAGCACAGCAAGAAUUACCAGCUCGUGAUGGAGAAGUGUGGUCCUUGCCUGUGCCAGCUGAACGUAGACCUUCUCCAGGAGCCAGAAAACGUCAGUCUGUUCAGUGCAAUGAUUGCAGAGGCCACAAUAACCGUGUAAGUGCAGCCGUCAGAGGCCCUCACCGGCCCGCCUCUCGAAAUCCUAAUGAUAAAGGGAAAGCAGUCCGUGGCCGAGAAAGGAAGGAUCAGCAGAAUAAAGGAAGAGAGGAAAAGAACAAGUCGUCAUCUGAUGUUUCAGAAUCUGAGCCAAAGAGGUUUGACGGUACUGGGUAUGAUAAAGACUUAGUAGAAGCUUUGGAAAAAGAUAUUAUUUCUCAAAAUCCCAAUGUUCGAUGGGAUGAUAUAGCUGACUUAGUUGAUGCCAAAAAAUUGCUCAAAGAAGCUGUAGUCUUACCAAUGUGGAUGCCAGAAUUCUUUAAGGGAAUUAGAAGACCGUGGAAGGGUGUGCUGAUGGUUGGUCCACCUGGUACUGGAAAGACUCUCCUUGCAAAAGCUGUAGCUACUGAAUGCAAAACAACAUUUUUCAACAUCUCUUCAUCAACACUUACUUCAAAAUACAGAGGAGAAUCUGAGAAACUUGUCCGCCUGCUGUUUGAAAUGGCUCGAUUUUAUGCACCAACUACUAUAUUUAUUGAUGAGAUAGACUCUAUCUGUAGUCGCAGAGGAACCUCGGAGGAGCAUGAAGCCAGCCGACGGGUGAAAGCAGAACUACUGGUUCAGAUGGAUGGUGUUGGAGGGGCUGCUGAAAAUGAUGAUCCUUCCAAAAUGGUUAUGGUACUUGCUGCUACUAAUUUUCCUUGGGAUAUUGAUGAGGCCCUAAGACGACGACUAGAAAAGAGAAUUUACAUUCCUUUACCAUCAGCAAAAGGCAGAGAAGAACUUUUACGGAUAAACCUGCGGGAGUUGGAACUGGCUGACGAUGUUGACCUUGCAAAUAUAGCUGAAAAAAUGGAAGGCUAUUCUGGUGCAGACAUUACCAAUGUAUGCAGGGAUGCAUCACUGAUGGCUAUGAGAAGGCGAAUUGAGGGCUUGACACCAGAAGAAAUCAGAAAUCUUUCCAGGGAUGAAAUGCACAUGCCUACAACUAUGGAGGAUUUUGAAAUGGCUUUAAAAAAGGUUUCUAAAUCGGUAUCUGCUGCGGACAUUGAGAAAUAUGAAAAAUGGAUUGUUGAAUUUGGAUCAUGCUAAGUCUUCCUAACCAAACUUCCCCAGGAAACCUGUCUUAAAACAGCUUCAGAAGUAAUGAAAGGUAGCGUUCAUGUGCACUAAGUGCUAUUUUUUAACUUUCUUAAACUUAAGAGCAACAUGAUUCUGAAUAAAGUAAUUUUUUUAAU